GCCCUAAUUGGGUUUUACGAACAACGGCGAAUAUAUCCUACUGCCCUUGGAAACCUACGAACGCAACCGAUAUCAGAUUUCGCAAGAAAUCGUGCAUUGGGGCAGGAGGAGAGACCACGGCAAUUGUUCUGGCGAAGCAAAAUAUACGGAAACAUUGCUGCCUUCGUAGCCACUUCUGAAGAAGUGCUCAACAGAUUUAUUAGCGGACAAUGUUUCAAAUUCGCCAGUCUGGUGGCGGGCAACGUUUUCAAUUACGUGGUUUGAUUUUGAGUCAAGUUAAAUUAUUAUUGCAACUGCCGAAAGAACCAGCUUCGCUGCAUAUUCGCUUGCGAUACUAGCAGGUUGCAGACCUCUGCAGUCUUUUUUUGUUUGUUCUUUUUGUUUUUUAUUCGCUGUCGUUUUUGCCGUAGGAUAUAUGAAUUGGCGAUAUCGGCUAGAACACAUUUGCAAUUGCAAGCAAAUUGCCAGAAGAUUUCUUUUCUUACCACUGCUCACUUGAUUAUGUAAACACAUACAGUGAAUGACGGUGCACGUUGUAGCAAGUUCUAUGAUCAAUAUUUGCAGAGAAGAGGUUCCAGUGCCUCAAAAAGUAGGUCAAGAACCGGGAACAUUGGAAUUUGCAGACCCUGAAGAUGGAACACUGAGAGAAGGAAGGCUGUAUUACACAGAUUAUGACACAUGUGUCAUUCUUGAUUUUGAACUUCGUGGUCAUCAAUGUGCGCUCUGGGUCCGGAGAGACAUAGUUGACUCCGUGCCGCAAGAAUGCGUCGAUCAAUUUGAAGACACUUGCGGUGUGGUGGUUCCUCAGCACCGCAGGGAAUUCUGCGGUGACGACGAUAUCGUGCUUUAAUCAUACGGAUCGGGAACACCAUCAACGGAAUAGCAGAAAAUAAAAAUAAAAAUAAAACUAAUGGACUAAAAUAAUUUUUUUAAGGCGGACUGCAGAGUUCAAGAGAAUCAAGUACAUGCAGGGCUCAUGUGCAGAUUGAACUCCUUUGUCACUUGCAUUUAAAGAAUACUUUCUUGCAGGUGAAGCUAUCGUAUUGUCAUCUUCUAAAGCAUAGACAAAACUAGUUAGCAUCGACAAGCUGACUAAAGUAAAAUAAAGCAUCCUAAAGAAGGGCUCUUAUUUUACUUUACAAGAGCCA
Messenger RNA from Dermacentor andersoni, 1148 nucleotides. The record is from RefSeq and is a predicted model, not a curated record. Lineage: Eukaryota; Metazoa; Arthropoda; Arachnida; Ixodida; Ixodidae.